AACUUACACAACCCCAGUAUUAGUCCUCUGAUACAUACACAUGCGCGUGUUUUUCUGUAUGAGUAAUCGAUAGGAGCAGCGGUGAAAUUAACGCGUUUCUCUCAUUCGUACGAGUUAUAAACUUCAAUUCCCAUCAUGCCAAUCGGCGGAUCACGACGACAAUGAUGCUUGAACAUACAAAGCAGCAGGUAAACAAGUCAGAUCGAGCUGCUGUAGUGAUGCACAGUAACGGUGAUUUCAACGCGCUUCGCUCAUUGCAGGAUGACGGGGGUUUCAUAACCAAGAUGCAAAGUCGCACGGUGCGUGUACGCGCUCACAAAUGGGACAUUUUGGGGCAAAGCUGAGAGCUUCAAAACUGCGCCUGUACACUUCAUAGUGUUUAAUGCGAUGGGACCCAUCCUGCAGGAACGAACUGCGUCUGCGACACUGAAGAAGGUGCCAGUCAAGGAGAAGGUUAGAAUGAAAAAUGCAGAAAACACUGGGAUUGUUGCCAGCAAUAAUAAGAGAGGAGGAAAUGUGAACCAGAAUAAGAAACCCCUUAAAAAAACAGUGCCCUUGCAUCCAGGGCAAGAGAAGGAUCCUCUGCCCAAAGCUGAAAUUGUCCAAAAUGGCAUUAAACCAAAGAAAGCUAAGAGUCCGACUGGCAAGUUGCGUGGCACACAGGGCGAGUCAGACCUGCGACCUCCACGUCCCAAACUCUCUUGUCCCGAGCAUGGACAGGAGAGGCAGAAAAUCCAGCUGGAGCCUCAGUGCGGUAAAGAUAUGGUACAGAGCCACGUGGCCUUGGAGAAGAGCCGUCGUGCUCUAUCGCUGCCCUUGGCUCCUCAGCCAGUGCUGCAGCAGUUCACCUCGCAGAAACAAGUCCCAGACCUAGAAUCACUUCGGCUCAUGGAGCACAAGGAGGAUGACACGGACAGCGCCAGUGACCUGUCCGACUCUGAGAGGCUCCCUGUGCUGCCUUCACCCUGCACUCCUCCUCAGCUCAACCUCCGUGCAGAGGUGAUCAACACAAUGGACCUGCAUCCUCACAUACCUGGACCUAGGACAGUGGAGAUAGAUGAAGUCAGCUACAGCUACCCAGACUUCCUGCCACCUCCGUUCAAUACCUGGAGCCUGAGGCAGCUCGCCAUCUUCCUCAACACAGAGGGAAAGCGGGCUCCCCGGCCGAAACCCGUAGGGCAGCUAGAAAAGUAUUUAGAGCGCCUCCUUCAGUUGGAGUGGCAUCAGAUCCAAACCAUUCAGGCUGAGAGCGGACGGCACAUUGUUCCCAUCAUCCGAACAAGAGGUCAUUCAGCCAGUGUCCUAGCAAACGGCAGCCGGCCUAGACCUCAUACUGCUCCUCCGACACGUCUCAGCUCCCCGAAAAGCUUUCGGCAGGGUCAGCGGGCCUUCUUCUCCUCCAUUACCAGCCCUUCAUCCACCCAACUUUCUCGCCCUGUGUGUCCUCACUGCCACAUCCGCUAUCCGCUCUGCAACGGCACAUGCUCUUCAUACGCCUACCAGCGCCAUUCCCGUCUCAGUCCCCUGCUAGAGCGCAAAGCUCCCCCUGACACCCAAAAGAGAAGCAGCAGCGAAAGCCGGGCCUCCACUUCCGAAAACCGUACUACUUCGAAAAACCAGCACCCGGUCAGUCCUCAGGCAGCAAAGGUUCACCAGAAGCACAUGCAGGCUGCGGGAAACGUGCGCAGGGCGUCCCAAGAACUUAAUGCGAAUGGCAAAUCCCAUUCUUCGGUCAGGAAAGGAAAGACUACGAGGUCAAACGAGGUAGACAAACAGAAAGAUUCACCUGGAGCAAAAUGUGGAGGGGUUGAUAGGCGGGAUCCUGUCGGUAUGAAACGCGAAGGUGGUGGUCCAGGGAAAAAAAUGGUUAAGGAUGGUCCAAGAGCCGAAACGGGUGAAGUACGACUGAGAUCUGGCACUAAAAGAACGGUCACUGAUGGCUGCGAUGCAAAAGUGAUGUCAGCUACCAAGACUACUGGCAAAGUGAAAAAUGCUCUAUACGCCAAGUAGUUAGUGCACCUUUCACGCAAUUUUCAGUUGCCUCAAAAACAUUUCCAGUUGCAUACUGUAAAGAAGAGCUAAUUAAAACAUUAUAUUAUCCCUGCAGUUAACUGUAGUAGUUGGUAAAAAGGAUACAUGUGCGGUCACAUUAGCAAAAUUUCAUUGGAAAAUCGUCUAUUGGCAGUUGCCGUAAAAUUACCGGAUCGACUUUACCGGUAAAUUAAAAAAAUGUGCUGUUCACACAGGCAACGAUGUUUUGUCUUUUUACCAGUAAAGCACCAUUCACACAUCUGUUUCAAAAUACUGGUAAAUUCUGUGACAUCGGCUAUGCUUCCCGAUGUUGUUUGUAAACAUGGAGGGGUAAACACAGUCAGUGUUUUUGUUGAUGUUUUAAUUUUUGUAGAGAUUGCAGUUGCAGUUCUCUUGGCUAAUUCAGAUUUUUUUUUUGUAAGUGUGACCUGCCGAUAUAGAAUUUUGCCAAUUCCGAUAAUUGAGAGCAUAUACAAACCUAAAGCUAUAUUUUUUUCAAUUAUCAGUCGUCGUAAGUGUGACCUCAAUUUGGACCGUCUUGGAAUCGUCAGACUGACCGGCCAGUUAGUGGGCAGCUAAACCCUGGCCGGCCGAUUGGUGCAUCUCGACAUUUUUGUGUCAAACAUUCACAUUUAUGGAGCUGCUUUUGGUCCAGAGGAUUCCUGUUGAAAUGCUUAGAUUUUGCAACCUGAUCUCAUGACGAAAAUGUACCUGUGGGAGCUUUUUCACAAGACACAAAAUACAUACUGCCAUGUAUGUUUUGUGACAUAUUGGAUGCAAAAUGUCCACUGAGUGGAGCUAAAAGAGUGUUUGGUUUUUUUCUCCGGAACAGAAGAACGUACAUAUGGUAGCGCUAUAACUCUAAUGUUCUGUGAUGUUUUAAAAUAACAUACCAUCUGCAUUACAGCUAAACCUACUCAAUAGUAUGAACAAAAGCGAAUGUGAUGUAAAAACAUCGCAAGCAUGCCAUUUUAGCUUGUUUUUCGAUCUCUCAUCUUUCAGCUGUUUCAUCAUGAGUCAUGUUUUCAUGGAAUUCGUAGUCAAGGAUUCCGCAUCUUAAGUUCAAUUCCGUGCUGGCUGAGCUAUCAAACAAGCUUGUUACGUCCGGAAAGCGAAACAUGUGGAGCUGUAAUCAUAACUGUGUACAAAAGCGAUUACAAGUGCUUGCUGUUUUACCACCUCUGGUGUUCAUUUCUGUUAGAAACUGUACUUGAAUUGAAAAAACUUCUCACAGGUACGUUUUCGUCAUGAGGUCAGGUAGGGAUUUUGCCAGUGAAAAUUUGCCAGAUAAUUGCAAAUGUGACCGCACUUUUAAGAGGUAUCCUUCACUUUAGAAAUCAUGCCUUUUCAUUGUCAUUGUUUCGGUAGAACUUCAAAGUGCAUUUCUUGAAUAAGAUAUAUUUAUUUUAUCUGCCUAAGUACACAAAAGCAGGUUAUAUCUUUACAUACUGUACGCACAAGUCCUCUAUAAAAUGAACUAAAUGUACCUAAAUCUAGUGUGCAUGUACAUAUCUCUUAUUUGAGGGAGGUAUGGCUGAGAAUGUCAGCGUGGGGCUCUUUGUCUAGUAAGCACUAUUGGUCAAAGAAUGUAUAUUUUUGAGAUGAAUAAUGAUUGUUUUGUAACGACUGUGUAUUUUUGUAAAGUGCUAUUUACAAGGACUUCUUUCUUUUACUGUAAACCAUUUAUCUGUUUAUUACAAUAAGUUGACAUGUAUUAAGUUAAAUAUGAAUGUUUUAUCUUUGAAUGUUUUGGAACUCAUUACUUAGGUUUUCAGUGAGUUAGAGUUAGUGAGUUGUGAAUUGUUAGGAUUGCUUAUGGUGGUUUUGUGGUGUGUUGACGGAGAUGGACCAGAGCUAUAAUCUGUUAAGAUAAUAUGGUCAAGGCUAUCUGUUUGUUUACUCUUUGAGAACUUUUCAGGUGAUUACAUUGACGUUCAUGUCUCUAAAUAUAGCAUGUUUUGUUUAUUUUUACAGGAACAAUGAUGGUAGUGGUUUAGUAGUUUUAUAUGUACUGUAAUGCGUUGUCAAGGCACUUGAAUAUGACUUGAAAGUUGGUACAGGUUGAGGCCAUACAGUACGUGAUACCACAUUUCCAUACUUGAUGUACUGUAUGUAGCAUCAUUUCGUUUUUGAUGUUAUACAGUGUGAAGUUCACUUAUCAGGCAAAAAACACACAAAAAUCUACUUUUGUCCAAUCAUUGUCAGAUUGUGCUUUAUUUUGCUGGGAGUUUUUGGUAGAGUUGAAUGCAGCUAUUUUUAUGAGAUACAAAAUAAAGUUUUCAUUACAUCAUCA
This is a messenger RNA of Labeo rohita (rohu), 4324 nucleotides long. RefSeq names its product family with sequence similarity 217 member Ba (gene fam217ba). Bases 388 to 2010 code for a protein of 540 amino acids. Lineage: Eukaryota; Metazoa; Chordata; Actinopteri; Cypriniformes; Cyprinidae. The transcript has 5 exons. The record is from RefSeq and is a predicted model, not a curated record.